Molecule: messenger RNA, 2810 nt
Organism: Candoia aspera
Lineage: Eukaryota; Metazoa; Chordata; Lepidosauria; Squamata; Candoiidae
Gene: FAM131B
Product: family with sequence similarity 131 member B
Exons: 7
Coding region: 281-1495 (404 amino acids)
Source: RefSeq, a predicted model, not a curated record
GCGGCACCGGCGGCGAAGGGUCUCGCGUCCCUCCCUCGAGGCGUCGCGCGCUGCCCGCCGCAGCCCUGGCUCGGAGCGCUCGCCCGCACCUGAGCGUAGGGAUGAGGAGCUCCCUCCGGCCCCGGGAGGGCCGCCUUGGGGACUCGCCGUGACGGGAACUCCGCUCCCCAGCGCGGCCGCGCUCCCGCCUUCUGCUUCGGUGCGCAGGCUGCUGCGGCGACUGCUCCUUCCCUACUCGCCGCCGUUCCCUCCUCCCGGAGGAGCCCCGCUGGCCGGAAGGAUGGGCUGUAUCGGCUCCAGGACAGUAGGAAACGAAGUGAUUGCUGUGGACUGGAAAGGGCUAAAAGAUGUGGACCAGAUCAAUAUGGACAGCACCAGCUCACUCCAUGGUAGCAGCAUCCACCGACCAUCCACUGAGCAAACACGGACAGAUUUCUCCUGGGAUGGCAUUAAUCUAUCCAUGGAAGAUACAACCUCAAUUCUUCCCAAACUGAAACGAAACUCAAAUGCGUAUGGGAUUGGAGCUCUUGCUAAGUCAUCAAUGUCUGGCGCCUUAGGGAUAUCCCGCAGCAUGAAGGAUCACGUCACCAAGCCCACUGCCAUGGGGCAGGGUCGUGUGGCACACAUGAUUGAGUGGCAGGGCUGGGGCAAAGGCAGCAGCCAGCAGCAGCAACAUACUCAUGAGACCGUGCGCAAGGACGCAGAUGCUUACUCUGACCUGAGUGAUGGAGAGAAAGAGGCCCGAUUCCUUGCAGGGGUGAUGGAACAGUUUGCUAUCUCAGAAGCCACUCUGAUGGCCUGGUCUUCCAUGGAUGGUGAGGAUGUAAGUGUCAAUUCCAACCAGGAAAAUCAAGCUGGCAACUACAAUGAAAACUAUCAAGAGAUGAUGGAGAAUCCAAAUCACCUGGCCCAGGUGCAGUAUGACAGCUGGCCUCACUCUUACGUCUCACAAGGCAUGUACUGCCUGGGUUCAUCUGAUGCAUGGGAAACCAGUGAUCAGUCCCUCAUUGCUUCCCCAGCUGCUGGCUCUUAUCUCGGCCAGAACUUUGAGGAGUCCCAGACUAACCUGCAGGAAAGUGUUUUGAUCCAGAACAACCUUAUCCAGCAGCACCAACUGUUGCAAAUGCAACAGCAGCAACAGCAGCAACAACACCAGCAAGCGCAACAGGCUGUGUUCCCAAAUACUGGCCUUGUAGAUGUAUGGCCAGCUCAGACAGCUCCUAGUGGUGAUGAUAGUGCUGGUAAUGAGGGAAAUGCGGAAUCCAGCACUCUUGUGGGAGUUCACCCAGAGGAGGAAGGGAACCCCUUGCUGGAGAAAGCCCCCCUGUUGAACAAGAAACCGUCUCCAGAGGAGGACGAUGUUGUAUGCCGGGAUCUGGAGUCCCUUUCGCCCAGAGAGGAGGCAGAGCCUGCUGCCCUUAGCCGCAAGGUCUCUGAUGUUACGUCAUCUGGAGUCCAGUCCUUUGAUGAGGAAGAAGGUGAAACCAACAACUGAUGCUGGCUGUUGACAAACCUUUGACAAUAUGCAUGGGAAACACGGGUGGGGGAAAGUGUCAGGGAAGCCCCUCUCCAGCUCCUCAAUUCCCCAUAUCUCAAUUCCCCAGGCCUUCUAGUUUCCCAUAGCACACUUGUUUGUCCUUAGAUCUAUGGAAAGGUAAGCCAAGGGCCAAAGUGCUGGACAUUGCUAAGUCCCCCUCUCCUCCUGCACACAUUAGGCUGAACUUUUAAGACCUACUGCCCAGAAAGCUCAGGGAAUGCAAGAUAGUGGCCUCCUGUGGACAUUACAGACAGUGGGAACAAGCUAUGCUGGUGUGUUUUGUGAGGCUGAUUCUAUCAACACAGCCUCUGAGAAGAUGCUGCUCCAGUCUGGCUCUGGGAACCUGGUGGAACAAUAAUAGGGAGAGAGGGAUGCUUCUUAGAUACAUUUGCAACCAAAAAGGCAGGCCUCAUCAAGAAGUCUACUUAUGGAAGUGAGGUGCUAUUUGGAGAGAAGCUUUCGUUUGAGGCCUAGAGGACCAUGAAGUGGAGGGCAUGGAUCCAGACUGUACCCCAGGACCAGGAGUGGGACUUUAGGGGUAGUGACUACUCCGUGAUAAAACUGAGCUACUCCAAGUCCAGUUCAAACCUCAUUCUUCAGCCUGUGUGCAUGUACUGCCGCUGAAAGCCUCCUUAUGCACCCACCCUCUGUUAACUUUGCCUAUCUGGGGGCUGGAGAGGGUUUUCCCCCUCUAUUUAUUCUUGGGCACUGCAUGUAGGGUAGGGAAAAGGGAGAGGGGGGUCAUCUGCCAAUCUUAUAAUUUAUGCAGACAUGGAGUUCAUUUUUUCCAUUGUAUACAGGGAAGACAAGACAAAGAAACAAAAGCAAACACAUAUCACAGUUUAACUUGUUACCUUAGUUUUCCUCUAUUUUUCUCUUAAAUGUUUGUGUGGUAACAGUUCUUUUAAACAGUGGCCAUCAGAGGGAAUGGCCUGGUGCCACCUCGUGUGAGGUAAUACUCCUUCCCUAGGCUUACAAGUUCCCCUGAAAUGCCAAAAGAUUGCAAGGCUGAGACUGGGCCAAGAGUAAUUCUCUCCUGUUCCAAUUCAUUUUUCUUUCUUCCAGGAUUUUUUGUUCUGUUGACAGUGUAAAUAUUUGUAAUGCCUCAGCUCAGUCAAGAAUAAGAAAAUAGUAAGAGGUGCAUUCAUCUCAUUUUUACAAGGUGAGGUUUUUUUGGGGGUGGGAGAUGAAUGCUAAGUCUUGUGGCCCAUGGAGGUUGACCUCACGUUAUCCCUUCUUCUCAGUUAUUGGUUUGUCUUGGCAGAUAAAUGGA